Capsella rubella is the source of this 720-nucleotide messenger RNA. RefSeq lists its product as uncharacterized. The transcript has a single exon. NCBI's taxonomy places the organism in Eukaryota, Viridiplantae, Streptophyta, Magnoliopsida, Brassicales, Brassicaceae. The record is from RefSeq and is a predicted model, not a curated record. Bases 54 to 464 code for a protein of 136 amino acids.
AGAAAGAUAAUACACUAAACAAAGACCUUUCUUCUCUACUUUGUUGUGUGGCAAUGGCUCAAAAGGAUAGGAAUACAAGGAUCGCUCAAAAGGCUUUUGAAAUGGUUGAUAAGGUGUAUGGUAAGUCCCCUAAACUAACCACUAAACAAUAUGAUCCCAAAGACGAGUUCCCUUCUCGUUUUGGCCAAAAUGCUUACAAGUAUGGUGGUCCAAAAGUUUAUACCGUAAAAGAGGCGACUAGUACUACUAUUAACUGUAGUCGAGCUAUUUAUAUGUACUCAUCUGAGUCAACUAUGAGAGAACCUGUUGUCUCUCACCCCACUGCACAUAUUCAAUACUUCGGUGUUGGCCGUCCUUUUGUUGGCAAUCCGAACCGGGUUGAGAGGCCGAAAGGACGAGUUAUUAACUGCGACGAGGCUGCUCAACUCUAUGGAGGGGUGCUUAUAAAGGAAUUUCGUAAAUAAGAGUGGUGUAAACCUCAAGUUAUGUUGAAGAUGCAUGGUGAGUUUGUAAAGUAAGUGUGAUAAUUUCUAUCUCUGCUUUCGAAUGUGCAGACCGACAAAUGUGCUAAAGCUUUUUGUAACGGUUUUGACUUGGAAUAAGCUUUAGAUGACUGUCUGUCUUUUAUGUAUUUAGAAGUAGUUUACGUUGAAGUUUAUGUAAUGUAAAAUGUGAUCGUACUAUGUAAACUUGUAUCUCGACUUUUUAUAAACACAAAUA